CCCGCCACUAAGAGUCGGGGCCUGCAGGGCCGGGGCGUCCUGGGCGCCCGGGAUUGGCGUGUCGGGAGGCGUCUCCCGUCGUGCACCGGAGCACCGGCGAUUCACCCGGAAGGAGAAGCCGCGAGUGGCUAUAUGGUGGGGGCGCCGGCGGUGUUCCUGUGAGGAGUGGGUGCUGCUCUCAGAUGUUUUCUUCCAAUGGGCUUUUGGUGUAAGAUGUUGGAGAACCAAGAGCAGGAGGAGGUCAUCACUGUGCGAGUUCAGGACCCCCGUGUGCAGAAUGAGGGCUCCUGGAAUUCUUAUGUGGAUUAUAAGAUAUUCCUCCAUACCAACAGCAAGGCCUUUACUGCCAAGACGUCCUGUGUGCGUCGCCGCUACCGUGAGUUCGUGUGGCUGAGAAAGCAGCUACAGAGAAACGCUGGUUUAGUGCCUGUACCUGAACUUCCUGGGAAGUCAAGCUUCUUUGGCAACUCGGAUGAGUUCAUUGAGAAGCGACGACAAGGUCUGCAGCACUUCCUCGAAAAGGUCCUGCAGAGUGUGGUCCUCCUGUCAGACAGCCAGUUACACCUCUUCCUGCAAAGCCAGCUCUCGGUGCCUGAGAUAGAGGCCUGUGUCCAGGGUCGAAGCGCCAUGACUGUUUCUGACGCCAUUCUUCGCUAUGCUAUGUCCAACUGUGGCUGGGUCCAGGAAGAGAGACAGGGCUCUUCCCGCCUGGCUAAAGGAGACCAGCCGAAGAGUUGCUGCUUUCUUCCAAGAUCAGGCAGGAGGAGCUCUCCUUCACCACCUUCUGGGGAAGAAAAGGACGAUUUCGAGGUGUGGGCUCCCGUUGUGGACUCGGAGGCUCCUUCCUUGGAAAGCCCCCCUCUGCCGCCCCCCUCCUCACCAUCAUGUUGUGAUUUUGUGAGACCUGAUGAGGGGAUCUCUGCUCCUCAGCCUGUGAGGAGGGCCAUGGGAGGAGACCAUGCUGUGCCUUUGGACCCUGGUCAGUUAGAAACAGUUUUGGAAAAGUGAGCUCUGGGUUCUGCUCCGAGGUGGACGGAGAAGAUGCAGGCCAGGAGACUGGCUCGGGUGGGAUCGGGCACAGGGCAGGUGGUGGGGAGGCUGGGCUGCUGAGUGGCUUAGGGUUGCCUCUGCUCAGGUUGCUUGCACAGAGGUCGGUCACGGCGACUCCUCAAGCUUCCUCCAUAGGAAUAAACACUGCAGGUGUUUGUAAGUUAAGCAUAAGGCCCAGGGGCUGUUGCUUUUGAACAGAACCCCAUAUUUACUCUCCCAGGACCUGAGUUUCUUUAGAUGUUUGUUAAUGGGCCCAGGAGCACUGCCUCAGGUGACUGGUUUUGGGGACCUGUAAGUGGCAGAUUUUAAGCUGCUGUAUUGAAUGUUGUCACAACAGAAAUGCUUGUGUAGUUGUAUCCCACUGGCUGUUUUUGCUGUAGCCCCUGGAGCACUUCCUUGCGUGGACGGGGCGGUGAAUAUUUCUUUUCCCACCUCCUUGCUUCUCCUCCACUAACACCACUGAACGGAACGAUGCUUUGACUCCUGUCGCUGGGCUUUCCUGCAUAUCCCAAGACCUCAGCCUGGCUGUGUGAGGCCUGAGACCCAUGAAAUAGCUCAUGGUCAUCCAUGAAAUAGAAGUGGUUGGUCACAGCCAGAGGAAAGGCACAGCUCAGGGGGCUUUGUUUUGGAAAAGACUGUCCUGAGCUAUCAUCGUCUCCUCUGGUUAUAAAGCGGAGACGUGACUAUCUUUUCUGUAGGGUUAGCAUGGGCUCCUUUCUUUUUUGAAUCCUUUUCUUCUCCCUUAGUAACAGCUUCCUGCCCCCAGGGCUUCAGCCACCACAGUGUGCCUCUGCUGCGUUGCAGGGAGGCAGUCCAGUGGGGCGCAAGGGCUUUGUUUCUGCCUAGAGAGAGGGCUCUGGGGAUGGAGCUGAGGAACAACACGCCUGCCUUCAGACAAUGAGGCAUUCUGCCCUCCUGCUGCCCUAAUUCCUCUCCACUCAGAGCAGGAGCUGGUAGGAGAUGAGUGCCGCUGGCAUUCUGUGUUGCUCGGCACUUAGGUUUGUGUGUGUGGUUCUCCUUCUCGCCCACUCCUCCCUCCUCGGGCCAUCCCAUCCUAUCUGUGGGCUCUUCUACUACCAGCCUAUGCUGUGGGACUGUUAUGGCAUUUAGUUCAGAGUUGAGGGGCUUUGGCCUGAAAUAAAAUUCAAGUAAGACUGUUGUUGCAAUUUGUGUCUAACAAGCUGUAGCAGAGGAGGAGGGAGUGAGGGCUGGCAGUAGUUACUUUCAUAAAUCAUGAAUUUAUCAGCGUGGAAAUAAUGGUUCAGAACUGUGCACUGCAGCUCUCCUGCAUUGUGUGUGCAGCUCAAGUUUACCACUGGAGGAAGGAUUGUCUUCCAAAGAGCCAGGAUCCAGCUCUUCUCACAGUUAUGGGCAUGAACCUUGUUAGGUAUAAUUUACCUGAUGCUGCUUCUAUCCUCACAGCCUGUCUGAGGUGCCAGGUGCUGAAAGAGAAAUAAAGUUUGUCAACAGGCAGAUGCAAAGCCCUGGCUGGGACUCAUCCCUCUUUUCUGCCCGCCUCCCCUGGGUCUCUCCUUUAUAUGAUGCAGCAGAGCAAGGCGAGGAUAGAAAACCUACAGAGGCAAAUCCAACAUGUCAAAAGAAGUUCAUUUAAAAGGGAAAAAAACCUCCAUACACAACCCUCACAAAAACCCGACAGAUGCUAAGCUAAUGGCAUCCGCUCUGCCGAUUGGUGGGGAUGACUCAUGAAUAUUAAUGAGUCCAAUGCUCCAAAUGGUGCAGCUGUGAACCCAGCUGUGCCUGAAGCUCUCUGAUCUCAAAACUUCCAGACAGGAGCCGGAGGUGGUCUGUGUCAAUUCCCUACUCAGCCAAAAAACAGCAAGCUGGGUUGGCCGCCUUCUAUUCGCUCCUUUUCUUCCUGGAGUUGGUGCUCAGCAGCUAGUUCUGCCAGCAGGGUAGGCUGCUGGGACAGCAGGAGCCGUUCAAAGACGGGGAUGCGAUUUUUCUGACUCCCGGCUUUUUAAAUGAUCCGUUAACAGUAGUGCAUACAACAGCACCUCAGUUAAUCUAAAGCCAGGCACCAUCCCCUCACUGUCUUGUGCAGAGUUAAGUGUAGAGCAUGGAAGGAGAUAUCCUAAGAAGGGAAGAGUUUUUCUAAUAAUACGGGCCUGGAGUUACCAGAAAAACAAAGAUUUUACUAUCCAUCCAGGCAGUGCCAUUUGCCUCUCUCACAUUUUGCUCUGUCCCCGUGUGUACUAAGGGCUAGCCACCAUGGCUGAUGGCCUCCAUGGGGAGCUACGGGGGGAGGCGGCCUACUGAGCUGUUUUGUUAGAAUGAAAGUAUUUUUUUGUUAGAAUUUAGGUUCAAAUAGGUUCUGUGCCUGAUUCAGUCCCCUUUCUUCUGACAGCUACUUCUGUGGCCCAAGUCUAGUCAUCUCCUGUUACCCAGGAUAAGUGAUCCCAAGCUCAUGGGUUUCGUUUGUCUGGUGGAAGGAAGUGUGUGUGUGUCUAUGUGGGUGGAGGCGAAGGGGGCUUUCCUUGUAUGAAAAUAAUAAAUUUCAUAUGCAUCAUUCUAUUUGACAUCAGUGCCUAGUGAGGAGGGCAGGGCAAGUAUUGCACUCAUUUUCGAGCUGAGGAAACUGAGCUGAGCAUGAUUUUUAAAAAGCAUGUUUUUAGGUGGUGGUAGAAGAUAUUCACAUGAGAGGUACUUUCUAAGCUCUGUAAGACAAGGUUUUUUUCUCCCCCACCAAAAACUUUUUUUUAAAAAGCUGAAAUAAACUCACCGCUACUCAAGGAAAAAAAAAUCCCCCUGCAGAGCUUUUCAGAGUUGUUCUCAGAAGUCAGAGCUCCUCCACAGUCCUCGGUUUUCUGACUGCUGAGGCCUUAGAUCCACACCACCAAGUCCUAGGCACCCCGUACCCUCUCUGGUAGCUUUGCUUGGGAGGUGAUCGUGCCUUUUUAACAAUCUGAUAGGACAUUAAGUUAGCUCCAUGUUUGUGAAUUUGUUUAUUGCCUCAGCUCUUGCUGAAUAUUCUCAACACCCUAGGGGUGGGGAGGACAGUGGGCCCGGAGGAUGUGAGGUAGGUUUGGAGGUAGAAAUGGAAACAGCCCAGCUCCUGGCCUGCCUCAUGGAUGCCGCAACGGCAUUCAGUCAGGGGCUGGGGUGGCAUCUGUGGAUUUAUGGGUGAGCAGCCAGCUGAGACGCAGCUAAAGCCAAGCAGAUAACCACUGCAGCUCGAGACAGUGACUUCCUCAGAUCAAGCAGGGCACUGAUCCAAAGCCACCCCUACCAGGUGGCCCUCUGAUAGCAGAGACUCAGCUCUGUAGAGGGCAUGUCACCUGGUGCAAGGUAACCUCUCUUUGAAUUGUGGAUGAGUUUCCCCUUUCCUGUUCUCUUACCACCAUACCUUCUUCCCUGAGGCUUUCCUCAACCCACUUUGGAAGCCCCCCACCCACCUCUUAUCUCUCUCUGCUCCCUGCUUCAGCUCUUAUCUCCAAGGAACUGUGCUGGGAACUGCUACAGAGACCAAGUAUGCAUUUGGCUUACCAACAGGGCAGCAGGAGCCAGUCCUAGCAUGUUAUUAUAAGAAUAACUUCUUGGGGAAAGCCAGUUCCACCUUUGUAAUGGCUGGAUUUGGAGCUGGAAAGCUAGGAACUCGAAUCUCAAGAUAUAAUAAACAUGGACAAUUUAUGCUCAGAAGGAUAACAAGAGCCACACUUUUUAGGAGACAGAGUGCUCCUGGCUCAAUGAGCAGACUGAAUAAUUUUACUUCCCUUCCGUUCAGGGGAGACCUGGUCCACUUCCACCAGCAAAGGAGGAGAAAAAUAGGGGUACUUCCAUAGCAGUGAAAAGGGCAUGAAUAAUAAGUAAGGAGGGAUGGUAAAGCUAGAGUGUGAGAAUUAAGAGACUACCUGAAAGUCUUUAAGGUUUUUCCCCCUGGAAGGACAGGAACAUGAGAUGUUUCUUUUCUUCUUCUUCUUCUUCUUCUUUUUUUUUUUUUUGGUGAGGAAGAUUGGCCCUGAGCUCACACCUGUUGCCAAUCAUCCUCUUUUUUGCUUGAGGAAGAUUGUCCCUGAGCUAACAUCUGUGCCCAUGUUGGGGAUCAGAGUUGGCCACCUCAAAAUGUGUCUCUUUACCUUGAUUAUUUUCUCUGAAAGAAACUUUGACCUCCCCCCCACUAACUGCCUAAAAGAAUUUAAAAUAGAAGGCCAUCACCAUAGAUAACUCUGGAUAUGGAUAGAUUGGGAGGGUCUUUGCUAAGCCUAUUCUUAUCAAAGCUCUGGAAACCAAGUAAAAGUAGAAGUUACCCUUUGUAGGAGACAUUUACAUAAGGGAAAUCUCCAUGUAAAGGUAUUUCCCUCUCUGUACCAGGAGGAAGGGGGAUGACCUUAUCUCUAGAAACUCUUGUCAGUGCAGAAGGCAAGGACUUAAAUCUGCAUAUUAACCUUAGUCUUUGUGUGUGUGUGUGUGUGUGUGAGGAAGAUCAGCCCUGAGCUAACAUCCAUGCUAAUCCUCCUCUUUUUGCUGAGGAAGACCGGCUCUGAGCUAACAUCUAUUGCCAAUCCUCCUCCUUUUUUCCCCCAAAGCCCCCGUAGAUAGUUGUAUGUCAUAGCUGCACAUCCUUCUAGUUGCUGUACGUGGGACGGGACGCGGCCUCAGCAUGGCCGGAGAAGCGGUGCGUCGGUGUGUGCCCGGGAUCCGAACCCGGGCCACCAGUAGCAGAGCGUGCGCACUUAACUGCUAAGCCAUGGGGCCAGCCCGACCUUAGUCUUGUUUACUGUGCUUUUCUGAUAAUCUCCCAUAGCUGACUCCUCCCACCCCAACAUCCUCCUUUGUCUUUAGCUAAAGAUAGUAUUUAAGAUGAGAACCUCUGCUAUUUUGUCGAGUUACACAGGCUUUCCUGGCUCACCCAUGUAUACAUGUUAUAAAGCUUUGUUUGAUUUUCUCCUGCUAUUUGGUCUCAUGUCAAUUUAAUUUGUAGCCCAGCUGGAAA
Molecule: messenger RNA, 6001 nt
Organism: Diceros bicornis minor
Lineage: Eukaryota; Metazoa; Chordata; Mammalia; Perissodactyla; Rhinocerotidae
Gene: SNX11
Product: sorting nexin 11
Exons: 7
Coding region: 196-1008 (270 amino acids)
Biological process (GO): intracellular protein transport
Molecular function (GO): phosphatidylinositol binding
Source: RefSeq, a predicted model, not a curated record